GCCCGAUUUACCGGAGUGUUUAAAACAUUCUUGCAAGACUCUAUUCGGAAGAGCUUCACAACCCACACCACACCCUUCCUACCACACGAGCAAGUGCCAUUGCUUUUUCUUUCACAUUCAUCUACCUCGGUUUCACAUCCAUUUAGUYAAAAGGGUUACGCAUUUCGACAAAAAUGGCGACUCCUCGAGCGACGCAGCAAGGAAUCCCUUUUGACGAACCAAACAAGGAUGCCGCAACGUUGUUGGCAUCCGGUGCCCCCAAUCCAGACGACACAUUCGACAAGGAUCCKUUCGAUGGGAUCGAAGACAUCUACGAUGACCUGGAAGCAGCCGGACCACAACCGCCACCACCCACCCGGGACGCAAUCAUCGACCAGGUCGGAUCAACGUAUCCGUCGGAAGGCGAAGACGUUGAAGUAACACAACAAGGGUAUUCCUUUUUCUGUGGAAUGGAUCCCUCGAAGGAGGAGUCCUCGAACAAAAUUUCCAAGCUGUGGAGAACCAUGAUGGUUCACAAGUACUGUGAAAUGAACGAAGACGGUACCGGGAAUGACGAAGGCAACAACCACAUCGACUCCGGGGCAAACCCCGAGGUUGCGGGUCCAAUCAUCCGAGUCAUGGACAACGGAGAGAAACAACACGAGGACGAGGUCGAGGUGAAACAGAUCUCACCAAAGGUUUACAAACCUGAUGAUCCCAACGAAAGCUACAACCGAGACACCAUCAUCCAACACAAGAUUGACCAGAACGAAGAAGGUGCGACGGAGAACGCAGACGAACCGAACAAACCGAGGCUCGUCAAAUGGAACCCAAARUUUCCGGAGUUACCUGCGCAAAUGCAAGUGUUUGGGUCUUCCCGUCAGCAAACCGCUGUAGAUGUUUUCGAGGAAGGCAAUGGUGAUAAGGACAUGCAAGAAGCUAGGAAGAUCAGGAAGAAUUACACCCCAUCGUUUUGGCAAUCAAUGGGCAAUAGGAAAACAUUCGGCGUAUCCCAUCGCAUUAUCUUCUUGGUGUCAAUAAACUUUUUCUUCUUUGUUCUUUUGAUCAUCCUGAUUUCAAGAUUCCAGCGCCUGGACAACAAAACCGAUGUGGAUUCCUUUUCUAGUAACGCUACAAAAACCAACAUCGCAGAGGAUUCCACACUUGUACCGGUACCCGUCGACGUAAAGUCUGAAUUGUUCCUGCUUUGCGAAGAKCAAGGAGAUACUGGCCAAGACGGCAUCGUCUUGAGGCCAAAUCAAGCUUUGGAGAAUGGAGAAUAUUUUUGUUCCCCAUCAAAGAGAUACAUGAUUGUCAUGAUGGACGAUUUGGCAAUUGUUKACGUUGAUUCCAGCGAACUUGUCUGGUCGGCAAACGUGACGGGAGCUGCCCAAAUGCUCUUGCAAGAAGAUGGAGAUUUGGUCAUCCAAGACGAGGCAGGAGAAGUGAUUUGGAGCACCGGACCGGUUCCAGAAAACACCGGGCUCUACGAUCUUCAAAUGGUAUUCAUGGAAGGCGACGAAGCUGCGAUCGCCGUUCAGCAAGCUCCCACCAGUGGGCUGACUCUUUCGGCAUCGAACUUCUGGAUGGAUGGCGUUCCAAGCUUUGAAUACUGUGAGGAUUGCGAAAAGGUGAACUUGGCAUUUCCGGUGAGAGGCACCUUCUACCUUCCGACCUWCGACGGGACGGAACUGGCAUGGCGGGACGAGAACGGGAACCGUCCCGCGCACUUUCCCAUGCAAGGGUACUAUUCGUCAAGCGACCCGGAGGUCGCGAGAUCCCACGUCGAGGGAAUGGAAUACGGCAACAUUGAUUUGGCAAUCUCGUCUUGGGAAGGUCAGGGCACCAAUUUUGAUCGGUCGAGAAUGACCAUGCUCCUGGAAGAGACCAAGAGACAAAACGGUGGUUUGAAAUGGACCGUGUACCACGAAUCGGAGCAAACGAAUCGUCCRAGUCCCGAGGCGAUUGCAUCCGAUCUCGACUACCUGAAAAAAUGGUUUGCGGGGCACGACGCCUGGGCAAACAUCGAUGGUAAACCGGUCAUUUUUGUAAACAACGAGGGAGGCUGUGACGUUGCCGAACGAUGGACGACAGGUGCCGCUGCCGACUGGUACGUUGUUUUGAGACGCUUCAACGGAUUCGAAACCUGCGAAUUUCAACCCGACUCGUGGCACGAAAGGCGCGUGAAUCCGUUCGCGAACGGGGUCGACGUCCAGCAAGGGUUGUACUACAAUCUUGCGCCCGGCGAAUGGGAGCCCGGCAGGCGGAGACCGCGUCUCGAUCGAUUGAGUGCUAGGGAAUGGUGCAACAACGUUCAAAACAUGGUGGACAGCAACGAACAGUGGCAGUUGAUCGUCAGCUUUAACGACGCUAGGGAUGGCACAGCCAUCGAACCAUCGGUGGAAUGGCGAAGCAGCUCUCCGUAUGGCUCAUUCCUGGAUUGUCUUCACGAUCCUCAACUGUUCUAGAAUUUUCUGCGCGAAGACAGAGAAUCUUAGUUCCAAACUUGUAGAAUUAUUUAUAACAUGGAAAAUAAACAAAUGCAAUGCGU
This is a messenger RNA of Pseudo-nitzschia multistriata, 2530 nucleotides long. NCBI's taxonomy places the organism in Eukaryota, Bacillariophyta, Bacillariophyceae, Bacillariales, Bacillariaceae. The record is from the annotation of a GenBank genome assembly.